Messenger RNA from Gavialis gangeticus (Gharial), 1472 nucleotides. RefSeq names its product neuropeptide S receptor 1 (gene NPSR1). Gene Ontology annotation, cellular component: membrane; cytoplasm. The record is from RefSeq and is a predicted model, not a curated record. The transcript has 9 exons. Gene Ontology annotation, biological process: neuropeptide signaling pathway; positive regulation of release of sequestered calcium ion into cytosol. Bases 177 to 1295 code for a protein of 372 amino acids. Lineage: Eukaryota; Metazoa; Chordata; Crocodylia; Gavialidae. Gene Ontology annotation, molecular function: vasopressin receptor activity; neuropeptide receptor activity.
GAAUUACUCAGCUGCACUGAAGCCCUGAUGCCUGUGGUAGACAGUGGUGGAGCAGAAAAGCUGUAUUUGCUCCUGCACUCCUCUGCAAAGAGCUUGGAUCUGUUUAACUGCGGGUUUUGGGGUUGUUUUUUUGUCCUCAAGGAGAGGAACCAAGAGAGCUCAAACAAAACCCAAAAAUGCAAGACAGUUUUACAGAAGCCAUGACCAGCUCAAAUGCAAGUACAGACUGGCUGGAUUUUACCCUUGUAACUUGCACAGAAACAGUGACUUUCACUGAAGUGGUGGAGGAAGAGGAAUGGGGAUCCUUUUACUAUUCCUUUAAGACAGAGCAGCUGGUUACUCUUUGGAUUCUCUUUAUUGUCACAAUUGCUGGAAACUCCAUUGUGCUGUUUUCUACCUGGAAGAGGAAGAGAAAAUCCAGGAUGACCUUCUUUGUCACACAGUUAGCAAUCACAGAUUCUUUCACAGGACUGAUAAACAUAAUGACUGAUAUUAUCUGGCGCUUCACUGGUGAUUUCAUGGCCCCUGAUUUUGUUUGCCGAGUCAUUCGCUAUUUGCAGGUUGUCCUUCUCUAUGCUUCUACGUAUGUCCUGGUAUCACUUAGCAUAGACCGAUACCAUGCCAUAGUUUAUCCAAUGAAGUUCUUGCAAGGAGAAAGGCAGGCAAAAAUUCUUAUUGUGGUGGCCUGGAGCCUCUCUUUCCUGUUUUCGAUUCCGACUCUGAUUAUAUUUGGGAAGCGGCAACUAUCUAACGGAGAAGUGCAGUGCUGGGCCCUUUGGCCAGAUGACUCCUAUUGGAUACCUUACAUGACAGUGGUUGCUUUUCUGGUAUAUUUCAUUCCUUUGAUUAUCAUCAGCGUCAUUUACUCCAUCGUGAUUCGAACCAUAUGGAUGAAGAGUAAAGCUCAAACUGUGGUCAUGUCCAGCUGCACUGAUGGUAAAUUCUGCACUAGUUUUACUAAUCGAGGCCUCAUAUCCAAAGCUAAAGUUAAAGCUGUCAAGUACAGCAUCGUAAUUAUUCUUGCAUUUGUACUCUGCUGGAGUCCUUACUUUCUCUUUGAUAUUCUGGACAACUUUAAUGUACUUCCCAAGACCAAAGAACGCUUCUAUGCAUCCGUGAUAAUUCAGAAUCUCCCAUCUUUAAACAGUGCCAUCAAUCCCCUCAUAUACUGUGUCUUCAGCAAUCAUCCCUGCUGCCCUUUUAGGGAAAGAAGAGCAAGAAACUUAGGGGGAACUUUCAGAGACAGAACUGACAGGCAGGAGAUGCAGGUUCUGUCCAACCCUGAAUACAUCUAGUGCAUGUGUAUCAAAGUCACACAAAUAGUGCCUGGGGAAAGCAAAUACUCAUUCAUGUUCAGCAGCAUAUGUCUUUUGCAAUAGCACUGCAGAUUCAUUCAUGGUAAACCCUACAGCCGGGGUCAGCAACCCUGGCAUGCAUGCCAUGGAGACAUUUUUCCCAGCAUGCCGGGAGGC